Messenger RNA from Staurois parvus, 389 nucleotides. Lineage: Eukaryota; Metazoa; Chordata; Amphibia; Anura; Ranidae. The record is from the annotation of a GenBank genome assembly.
AUGUCCGCUCGGUCACAGCUGAUCACAUAUAAACAGGGAAAUGCCUGUUAUCUGCAUUUUCUCCUCACGAGCUGUCACGCUGACAGCUCAAGAGGGGACAUAUACACAGAUCAUCAGAGCACUGAUGAUCAGUGUGCCCUGAUGAUCUGUGUAGCCCCAGCAGUGCCACCUGUCAGUGUCCAUCAGUGCCAGCUGUCAGUGCUCAUCCAUGCCACCUGCCAGUGCCACAUCAGUGCCACAUUUCAGUGCCUACCAGUGCACAUCAAUGCCACAUAUCAGUGCCCAUCUGAGCUGCCUCUCAGUGUCACCCAUCAGUGCCAGUCAGUGCCACCUAUCAGUGCUGCCUAUCAGUGUACAUCAGUGCUCCCCAUCAGUACCGCCUAACAGUG